AUGUCAGUACAAAGUUUAUUUGAGAAUAAGUUAGAUAGCCCCGUGCCCGGAUGUUUGGGUGCGGAGAUCGCGGACAGUUUCUUUUUAGAAGAUGAGCAGGCGAUGUUCGAAUUGGAUCCACCACAGCAUCAGGAAACAUGGGAACCUCUGUUUGGUACUGGUGAGGAUGCAAAUGUUGAAAGUAGUACAGGAGUAGGAAGUACUGAAGUUGAAGGUGUAUUACAGGAACUGGCGACGGGUUCGAGCGAUGUCGAUUUCGGUAUCGCUGUCGAUUCGGUGCCAGAGUUUCCGGUUUCUGAGAUCCCCGCACCAGUGUCCGAUUUUGUUUUGCCUACACCCCAACCAGAUCCCAAGCCAAGGAGUAGGGCUUCCCGUGUUUCCAAGGUAGACAAGUUAGGUGUUGUUUCUUACAAUCGUAAGAAUAGGAACGCACCACUGACGCCGGUUUUAUGCGAAAGUGAUGAUCCUGUUGCGAUGAAAAGGGCACGUAAUACCGAGGCCGCAAGGAGAUCUAGAGCUAGGAAAUUAGAAAGAAUGUCUCAACUUGAGGAAAGAGUUGAAGAAUUACUGGCCAAGAAUGAAGAAUUAGAGAAAAGAAAUCGUCAAUUGGAACAGAGACUCGCUCUAUCUGAAACUGGAGCUUGA
Molecule: messenger RNA, 645 nt
Organism: Zygosaccharomyces rouxii
Lineage: Eukaryota; Fungi; Ascomycota; Saccharomycetes; Saccharomycetales; Saccharomycetaceae
Gene: GCN4
Product: amino acid starvation-responsive transcription factor GCN4
Exons: 1
Coding region: 1-645 (214 amino acids)
Biological process (GO): positive regulation of cellular response to amino acid starvation
Cellular component (GO): transcription regulator complex
Molecular function (GO): DNA-binding transcription factor activity, RNA polymerase II-specific; RNA polymerase II cis-regulatory region sequence-specific DNA binding
Source: RefSeq, a predicted model, not a curated record